Molecule: messenger RNA, 4033 nt
Organism: Propithecus coquereli (Coquerel's sifaka)
Lineage: Eukaryota; Metazoa; Chordata; Mammalia; Primates; Indriidae
Gene: ZFP62
Product: ZFP62 zinc finger protein
Exons: 3
Coding region: 152-2854 (900 amino acids)
Biological process (GO): regulation of transcription by RNA polymerase II
Molecular function (GO): RNA polymerase II cis-regulatory region sequence-specific DNA binding; DNA-binding transcription factor activity, RNA polymerase II-specific
Source: RefSeq, a predicted model, not a curated record
CCGGCUGGGCUGUCCGCGCCUUUGUCCCGCCGGCGGCCGAGCUCCCGCGGCGCAGCCACAGCUAGUUGCUUUGUUUCUCAUCUCUGAAAUGACUGUCUUCAUAAUUUCAUAACUGUCCCCUUGAUACCUUUACCCAGUGUCACAUUUGAAGAUGGCCACUGAGGAUGAAGAACCAACCGAAAAGUCUGAAAAUGUGGGAAAUGCAGAAUGUAAGUGGACAAAAAUGGAAAGUCUUCACGAGGAUCCUGUGCAGGAAUCUAAGGUUGGUGAAACGUGUGAUUGGGAUAGCAAAGUAGAGAGUCAAUGGCAAAAGCCGGCAGGAAAAAGGAUGAAGGAAGACGACAGUGGCAUCAGGGAGAUAGUUGGCAAAGCCAAGAACAUGGCAAACUUAAAGACGGAACAGGGGGAUGAGACAGCUGAAAAUAGCUCACGACUGAGCCCAAAACACAUCCCACACCAGACUGUCCCUGCAGAGCAGAGAAGCAGUGAACAAGGCAAGUGCGUGGAGAACAUUAAUGGAAGCUCUCACCCCAGUCUACAGCAGAAAACCAGUGCUGUUAAGAAAUCACAUAAAUGUGAUGAGUGUGGGAAAUCCUUCAAAUAUAAUUCCCGUCUAGUUCAGCAUAAAAUUAUGCACACAGGGGAAAAACGCUACGAGUGUAGUGACUGUGGAGGGACUUUCCGGAGCAGUUCGAGCCUUCGGGUCCACAAGCGGAUCCAUACUGGAGAGAAGCCGUACAAGUGUGAGGAAUGUGGAAAAGCCUACAUGUCCUACUCCAGCCUUAUAAACCACAAAAGUACCCAUUCUGGGGAGAAGAACUGUAAGUGUGAUGAGUGUGGAAAAUCCUUCAAUUAUAGCUCUGUCCUGGACCAGCACAAAAGGAUCCACACUGGAGAGAAGCCCUACGAAUGUGGCGAGUGUGGGAAGGCCUUUAGGAACAGCUCUGGGCUCAGAGUCCACAGAAGGAUCCACACAGGGGAGAAACCCUACGAAUGCGACAUCUGUGGGAAAACCUUCAGUAACAGCUCUGGCCUCAGGGUCCACAAAAGGAUCCACACUGGUGAGAAGCCCUAUGAAUGUGAUGAGUGUGGGAAGGCCUUCAUUACUUGCAGAACACUUCUCAACCAUAAAAGCAUCCACUUUGGAGAUAAACCCUAUAAAUGUGAUGAGUGUGAGAAAUCUUUUAAUUAUAGCUCUCUUCUCAUUCAGCAUAAAGUCAUCCACACUGGAGAGAAACCUUAUGAAUGCGAUGAAUGUGGGAAGGCUUUCAGGAACAGCUCAGGCCUCAUAGUACAUAAAAGGAUCCACACAGGAGAGAAACCUUACAAGUGCGAUGUCUGUGGCAAAGCAUUCAGCUAUAGCUCAGGCCUUGCAGUCCAUAAAAGUAUUCACCCUGGGAAGAAGGCCCAUGAAUGUAAAGAGUGUGGAAAGUCUUUUAGUUAUAACUCGCUCCUUCUUCAACAUAAAACUAUUCACACUGGAGAGAGACCUUAUGUAUGUGACGUAUGUGGGAAAACUUUCAGAAACAAUGCAGGCCUCAAAGUCCACAGGAGGCUCCAUACUGGGGAAAAACCAUAUAAGUGUGAUCUGUGUGGGAAAGCCUAUAUCUCACGCUCUAGCCUUAAAAAUCACAAAGGAAUCCAUCUUGGGGAGAAGCCCUAUAAAUGUAGCUAUUGUGAAAAAUCCUUCAACUAUAGCUCUGCUCUUGAACAGCAUAAAAGAAUUCAUACAAGGGAGAAACCCUUUGGCUGUGAUGAGUGUGGAAAAGCUUUCAGAAAUAAUUCUGGCCUUAAAGUACAUAAACGAAUCCACACUGGGGAGAGACCUUACAAAUGUGAAGAAUGUGGGAAAGCCUACAUCUCACUCUCAAGCCUUAUAAAUCAUAAAAGUGUACACCCUGGGGAGAAGCCCUUUAAGUGUGUUGAGUGUGAGAAAGCCUUCAUCACAUACCGAGCCCUUAUAAACCACAAAAAAGUUCAUCUUGGGGAGAAGCCCUACAAAUGUGAUGUGUGUGAGAAAUCUUUUAAUUACACCUCACUCCUUUCUCAACACAAAAGAGUCCACACUAGAGAGAAACCCUAUGAAUGUGACAGGUGUGAGAAGGUCUUCAGAAACAACUCAAGCCUUAAAGUUCAUAAAAGAAUCCAUACUGGGGAGAAGCCCUAUGAAUGUGAUGUGUGUGGAAAAGCCUACAUCUCACACUCAAGCCUUAUUAAUCAUAAAAGUACUCACCCUGGCAAGACACCCUAUACAUGUAAUGAAUGUGGAAAAGCUUUUUUCUCAAGCAGAACUCUUAUAAGCCAUAAAAGAGUCCAUCUUGGGGAGAAACCUUUCAAGUGUGUCGAAUGUGGGAAAUCUUUCAGUUACAGCUCUCUCCUUUCACAACACAAGAGGAUCCACACAGGGGAGAAACCCUAUGUAUGUGAUAGGUGUGGAAAGGCAUUCAGGAACAGCUCAGGCCUCACAGUGCAUAACAGGAUCCACACAGGUGAGAAACCCUAUGAAUGCGAUUUGUGUGGGAAGGCGUACAUCUCACAUUCAAGUCUUAUCAACCAUAAAAGUGUCCACCGUGGGAAGCAGUCCUAUAAUUGUGAGUGUGGGAAAUCCUUCAAUUAUAGGUCAGUCCUUGACCAACAUAAAAGGAUCCACACUGGAAAGAAGCCAUACCGAUGUAAUGAGUGUGGUAAGGCUUUUAAUAUCAGAUCAAAUCUCACCAAGCAUAAAAGAACACAUACUGGAGAGGAAUCUCUAAAUGUGACAAAUGUGGGAAGUCAUAGUGGCACAUCCCAGAGGAGAACCUAUGAGGAGGGAGGGAAUGCUCUGGAUAGGACCAGGAUGAGGAUGCCUCUGUAGCAGGUGAAGUUUACUGAGUCUCAAGGAUUGCAAGUGGAAGAAAAACCUUAUGAAUGUAAGAGUGUCUGAGGUCCUUGUUCAUGGGUUAUACUUUGCAUAGUACAAAUCACUGUAGAGGAUCGUGAGUAAUCUUUUCUAUGUGAUUUUCAGUCACAGCAAGGAAGGCUCCAGUGUCAGGGUAAUUUCGCCCUUAUAGAAUAUAAAAUACUCCAUACUGGGGAUAAAACCUAUUAAAGUGAUGGAAUAUGAAAAAAAUCUUCAAAAUAAGCAGACAUUUCUAUACAUAAAAGAAAACACAAAUUGAGGAAAGGACUUCAAUUAGAAACCACAUAGUCACGAUCAGAAAGUUCAUACUUGGAUGAAUUCUGUGAAUAAAAAUGUAGGAAAUUCAGGUUUACCUUUGAAUUCCAAUGACCAAUAUUGGUCAGUGGGGAAAAAAAAACUAAGAAGAGCCUUCAACAGACAAAUUCAGGGAAAGGUAGGCUUCAGGGAAUAUAAAUUUAUUUAAUAAUAGUGAUCUUGAUGUAAUCGAAUGGCUUGAGGGGGGCAAUGAUGAUGAUUUUUGAAACAAAAUUUGGAUUUCCUAGUAGGAAAGUAGAAAGCAUAGACUGUUACAAAUGUAACAGAGAUAGGAGAGUCACUCGUAGAAAAGACAAACUGAUUGGAAUGUACUAUUGUGAUAUACUAGUUGAAUGGAUGGAACUUUUUUUUUUUAAAGUUUCAAAUCAGCCCCCCAGUGAAUGAUGAAUGUGUGAUGAGCGGGAACCUGAAAGGUGGUAUUCACACAUUUAUGCUACAAUAAAAGGUUCUGCCUUGGAGAGAAUCUUGACACAUUCAAUAACCAAUGGGACACAUCUUCAGCAUGAACUUGCACCUUAUAUGACAAUUGAUUCAGGGAUUCCUAGGAUAGGAAUGUUGGGAAGGAGGGCAUUUUAUUGUAGGAGCUAAAAAGCUAAGUAGCUACCAGUAAUUCAAGAGACGAGGAAAUUCAUGUUUCUUAAUGAUCUUGUUAAAUGUUUGUUUUGGACAGUGUUAUUGUAAAGAUUUCUUGCAGUAUAUAUGUAAAUUGUCUGUUGUAAAAUGUUAUGGAUGCUUUGUUCAGGGCUCACUCUCUUUGCCAUGAAGGCCAGAUAGUUGUGGUGAAGUAAGGUGGAAUUCCAAUAAAGAAAUUCCUUAAAU